AUGACAAACACAGAUGAUAUUUUUGAACGAAUAAUAGAAUCGCUGAAUUCAUCCAGACAGAAUUCUGUCUCGCUACCUUGUAACAAUGAGGACUUUGUUGCACCUAUUUUGGAUUACACUUCGGAAGUAUUUAGUAAUCCUAACAUUGAAUACAAUAAUAUUCAUUUGGUUUGCUGUGAUGGGGAACCACAUAUGAGUCCAAACAAAGUGCGGUUGAGACGUUGGUCGAGGUCUCGGUCAAUCGUGAGUAAUUCAUUGAUGAAUUGUAUUAAUAAACAAACAUCUUCCGGUCAUCAUAAAAGUUCCAUUCCAUGUAUAAGUGACUCAGAAGGAUGUGUCCCGACGAAUGAAAGUUGCAGCACACUCAGCAAUCCCUCGAAGGAAGCCAGUGAUAGAACCGGCUUACCACUGCAUGAAUCCCACUAUGAUUCCAAUAAAACGGCACCUAGCAACUCGGAAUAUCCAUCAUAUUACCAGAAAUGCAACCCCAAUUCAAGUUCUGAAUGCGGAGUCCACGAUAAUUCAUCCAAUUCAAGCCAGUCUACCGAUGCGUAUAUAGAUUUUUAUUCGUACGCAGACAUGCUAAAUAGCGAAAUUGCUGAGGGUUUCCACAGCGAAAGUCAACCAGAUAGAGUUUUAUACGUUGAAGAUCUGGGCUGCGGAGAUAUUUCGUCCCGCUUUUCGACCAUAAGUAUGGAUGAUUACGUUAACUGUAUAGUCAAUGAGAAGGGUACCUAG
Debaryomyces fabryi is the source of this 738-nucleotide messenger RNA. RefSeq lists its product as uncharacterized. Lineage: Eukaryota; Fungi; Ascomycota; Pichiomycetes; Serinales; Debaryomycetaceae. The record is from RefSeq and is a predicted model, not a curated record. The transcript has a single exon. The coding region runs from base 1 to 738 and encodes 245 amino acids.